Babesia bigemina is the source of this 1695-nucleotide messenger RNA. RefSeq lists its product as hypothetical. The record is from RefSeq and is a predicted model, not a curated record. Gene Ontology annotation, biological process: protein phosphorylation. The transcript has a single exon. Lineage: Eukaryota; Apicomplexa; Aconoidasida; Piroplasmida; Babesiidae. Gene Ontology annotation, molecular function: protein kinase activity; ATP binding. Bases 1 to 1695 code for a protein of 564 amino acids.
AUGCAGAGUGUUGGGGCGAGGAGAGGGAGGUCGAAGGAGCACUCGUCGGCGAUCAGUGACAACGGCGUGGAUGGAAGUGUCACGGACAGGGACGCAUCCACCUAUUCACUCAGGUGCAACCCUAUAGAGCCAAUGAUGGCGCAGCAGUCGCCAUCCAUCGGGUUCAACCGGGUCACUAGCGCCGGCGCGCGCGGAAGCAGCUCCUUCGACAGGUCCUCGGUGGCGGCGGACCUAGGCAUUAGCGAGGAUUGCGCGCCGCGCCACAGUGACCACAGCGGAUCCGGGGAGUUCUCGAGGUCCGGGUCGUGGCCUGGAGUUAUCCCGGACGACCUAGAGCACAUGUUCGACUGCACGUUGAACCUAACCAACAUCAAAAGGACGCUUGAGCCCAAAGACCAUCGGCCCUACAGUGACCAGCGUUCAAGUCGCUUCGUCGAGUCCGUCUCGCGCACGUUCAACAAGAGGAGUGAAGUUACAUCGCCAAGGAGGGCCGUCGCGGCUCUGAUGGGAUUGCAGGCGCCCAAGGAUAAAAGCGGAUUGCAAUGGGAGCACUUCAUCAGGGCCCUCCGUAUCAAGCGCUGGUCGCAGAUGCUGGUCAACGCCCAAAAGCGGGAGUCGCCGGAGAGCGUGACGGAUACGGCUGAGGACGAAACGGGCGACAACUUGGUCAGGCGCAACUGCUCUUUCGUGGAGGUCGUUAACGAUGCGAGCGCGGCCAAGGGGCUGGACAAGCUCGUGGGGCCACAGGCCAGCCGCAGCCUCAGGCCUGUGACCACAUCGACCCAGUACGCGCGAUUCAGGCCCAGGUCUGUAGGCAAUGGCGCCGAGCGCAGGGUGCGCUCCUCCGCAAGACGUAUAUACGAAGAGAGCACGCCGCCGGCCAUCGUCAGAGCGGGGCACAGACCCGGUAUGGAUGCAGUGAACUACGGCCUGGUGCGGAUCCGGGAGGCUGGCAGCUCUGUUCAGGUCUACGACUGCGUGGAAAAGGAAACCGGAAGGAUGCUUAGCGUCAAGCUGAUCUCGAGAGACCACUCAGCCGCGGCAUUGUACGAGCACCUUUGCGAGCACGGGCACCCCAAUUUCGUGACAAUCGUGCAAAUACUGGAAGACAAGAAUUUGUUCUAUAUCCUCAUGGACUUCAACAACACGGUGUGCCUCAGGGAGUUCUACCACGACAGCCACCCCAGGACCUUCACUGAGGAGCUGAUAAGGAGCAUCGUGAAGCAGCUCCUGGCAGCCCUGGCCUACAUUCACAGGAAGGGCAUGGUAGUGGCCGGGCUAAGUAUGGAAUCCGUCAUAAUACACAAGACGACUGACGGCGAGCUCGUGGCCAAAAUAUCGAAUUUGGACCGGGUCUGCCCCGUCAUGCCUGAGCAGGUCAACAGCAUACAGGACAACGCCUUUGACGCGCCGGAGGUGGCCGACGGCGUCAUCACGUAUUCCAGCGACAUGUGGAGCCUAGGAGUGUUGCUCUACACGCUCGCUGAGGGCAGGCCGCCGUUCAAACCGUUCACGGCUAAGUCCUACGUCAGGCGGGCGGCGGCGGUGAGGGGGUCCAGGCUCACGUUCGCCUCGGAGGCCUGGAUGGACGCGCCCAGGAUGAGGGACUUCUGCCUUAGGUGCCUGCAGCCGGACCACAGGCACCGCGUUUCGUCCGCCAUGGAGGCGUUCAUUCACCCCUGGAUAAGGGAGUAA